AAGAAGAAAAAAAAGACCAAAACAAAGGAAACAAAGAAAGACAAAAACAGAACACAACAAGUAAAAAAAAAGAAUCCGGUACCACUUUCCGAACUAGGUGGUGCCAGCGAUGAGGACUUCGAGUUCGAGUACGAAAGUGGGGGAGAGGGGAGGGGAGGCCAGAGGCCCUCAAAGAGACACAAAGGCAGCACAAAACAAACCCAAAGCAGAGAAAUGGUUGAGGUAGACGAAAACUACAUGCAGGGCAAUACAGCCUGCCUUAUACAGUUACAAACAGAGCUCGUCGAAGCAGUGAUGGAGGCCACCCUAGCGAGUGGUGACAGACAGGCCGCACAAAAAAUGCUCAAGGCGAGUGAGCGCCUGGUCGGUCUGGCCAUUGAACAAAUAAGGCAGGCCGCCUUUGAUCAGGGCAGGGCUGAGGGACUCUCAGAGCUGAUCCACCACCUGAAAACAGAAAACACAAACCUAAAAAAACAACUCGAAGAAGGCAAACCUGAAACCGAGAUCAGGGGAGAGUCCAGCUACGCAGAUAUCCUGCGAACCACGGCUCCAGCCCAAAAGACCAACCCCGAGGGUGGAGCAAACCGGGGCAAGAGCGACAAGGACCCAACCACCACAGCCGGACAACCCCCCUUCAGCGCAGACACCAACUCCGAAGCCAUGGAGGGGCUCAUCAUCAGGCCCAGCGACCCCAGGAUGGAGGCGCCCUUCGAACAUGUAAGACAGACUCUCAACCGAUCCUUCACUCCGCAUGAACUCGGGUUAGACAACUUUGCAUGCACCAAGAUAAGGGAGGGCGCCAUUGUAACAAGCACUAACCGGGAGGGACUCGAACGGCUACAAAGACUGCUAGAAACAAAAAAAGAAACAGCGGGGCAUUUCGAGACAAGAAUAGCGGAAAAACGACUUCCCCAGAUCUUGGUAACAGCAGUUGACCCGAACAUUGAGGAAGAGGAACUAAAAAUCAAAAUAACCGAACAGAACAAGAUCGAGGGAAACAGUAAUGACAUCAAACUGAUGCGUACAUUUGAAAGAAGGGACCAAACAAAAACGCACAUCCUUGAGGUCACCCCAGAUAUCUACCAACAAAUCUACCACAUGGAAAAACUCCUCAUAGGGUGGACCUACUGCCCUAUGAGGGAGAACGUACACACUAACAGAUGUACAAUCUGCUGUAAGUACGGCCACACUAGCAAGAACUGCCGGGGCGUGGAGAGGUGUUCCGAGUGCGCGGGCCCCCACCACUACACACACUGCGACGGGGAACAGGACGCAGAGGGCUACAUCCUACCAAACAGGUGCCCCGCCUGCACUGAUAACAACGAAAAACUUCACACAAAGUACGAAACGAACCACUCAUUUUACGACCAGGGAUGCCCGAGUCUGGGCGCCGAACAGGCCAAGGUGCGUGCCAGAACAAAAUAUAAUUAAACCCCAAAGUUGAGCCACCAAGAAUACUCACAACAAAAUGACACAAGAGACCGAAACCAACAGUGGUAAGAGGACGACAAGUCCCCAAACACCAGGAAUGAAAAACAAUCAGAAGGAAAGGGAAAAAAAGGAAAAGAACUCACUUAACAUAAUCCAAAUAAGUCUUAAUCACUCGUAUGCAGCGACAGAACAACUAAAAACCAACCUUCAAACUUUCGAAAAUGAUGUAACUUGUGUUCAAGAGCCCUACUAUAGCAAAAACAAAGUGAUCGGAUU
This is a messenger RNA of Ixodes scapularis (black-legged tick), 1707 nucleotides long. RefSeq lists its product as uncharacterized. The record is from RefSeq and is a predicted model, not a curated record. Bases 214 to 1431 code for a protein of 405 amino acids. The transcript has a single exon. NCBI's taxonomy places the organism in Eukaryota, Metazoa, Arthropoda, Arachnida, Ixodida, Ixodidae.